Terrapene triunguis (Three-toed box turtle) is the source of this 2408-nucleotide messenger RNA. Its product is annotated as tubby-related protein 3-like. The record is from RefSeq and is a predicted model, not a curated record. Gene Ontology annotation, biological process: protein localization to cilium. Lineage: Eukaryota; Metazoa; Chordata; Testudines; Emydidae. Gene Ontology annotation, cellular component: cilium. The transcript has 13 exons. The coding region runs from base 103 to 1794 and encodes 563 amino acids.
CGCCAUGGCGAUCGGAACCCCCCACCCCGGCAGUGGCCGCCCCUGGGCCUGGCGAAGGCAGGGUCUGCUGGGGUGGCCCCUGGGUGGGUGGCCGGCGGCAAGAUGGCGCGGCGCUCCUACCGGCGCCUGCCCUCCCGCCCCGCCUCGCCGCCCGAAGCCCCCGGCUCCUUCUCUUCCAGCCGCCUGGUCGAGGAGCCCGCGUCACUGCGGCAGCAGAAGCUGGAGCUGCAGCGCCGCAUUUUUGAGAAGAAGCAGCGUCGGAAGCGCCAGGAGCCGCUCAUGGUCCAGGCUAACCCUGACGCCAAGGUGACGGGCCGCCGGGGCCGCCGGCCCGAGGAGCACACCCCUCUGAUGGAGUCCUGCAGCGACCACAGCCUCUGCAACGGAACCAGCAACCCCUUCCUGGUGGAGUCGGUCCCGGAGGCCCAUCGCCCCACUGACGCCUGGGGCAGCUCCGUGCACCUGGACUGGGGCCCCCGAGCCGGGGGCGAGGCCGCAGGUGCCUCCGACGCGGAGCUGGAAGAGGCUGUCCUGGAGGACACGCGGCCCAUCAACAAGACCAAGGCGGCGCUCAGCUCCACACGCAAGGGUUGGCCGGCCAAGCGUAGCGGGGCCGGCCAUGCCGACGCACGACGCCCCCGGAGCUCGAAGCCGAAUGCCCCAUCGCCCGCACGAGGGGAGCGAGUCCCCUCUGUCAUCGUGGAGUUCAGAGACCCUCAGGACAGCAGCGACGGGGACGCCCCCCUGGAGGCCGGCGCUGCGGGCUGGGAGUCAGCCCUGGAGGGGGACUCGGAGGGGGAGGGGCAACUGCCCCAGGACCCCCCCGUGCCCCCCUCCCCCGUCAAGAGAAGACAGGACAGGAAGCUCCCCAGCAGAGGGUCUCUCGGCAGCCCCCCCGGGAGCGCGGAGGAGGAGGAAGGAGAGCCCGACAUCCUCUGCAGAUCCCUGGAGCCCACACCGGAGGCCGACACCCCCAGCCUGCCGGAGGAGGCGCCGGGGACCCCAUGGCCUCCGCGGCCAGAGGAGCUGGAGGGGUUCGUGCUGCGCCCGGCGCCCCCCGGGGUGACCGUCCAGUGCCGCAUCAGCCGGGACCGCAAGGGGGUGGACAAGGGCGUCUUCCCCUUCUACUACCUCCACCUGGAGAGAGAUGAUGGGAGGAAGCUGUUUCUCAUGUCUGGCCGGAAGAGAAAGAAAAGCAAAACCUCCAAUUACCUCAUUUCCCUCGACCCCAUCGACCUGUCCCGGGACGGGGACGGCUUCAUCGGGAAAGUCAGGUCCAACGUGCUGGGCACCAGGUUCACAGUGUUCGAUAACGGGACGAAUCCGGAUAAAAAACCCUUCGUCCCUGAAACGGCUCCGAUCCGGCAGGAGCUGGCGGCCAUUUGCUACGAGACCAAUGUGUUGGGGUUCAGGGGACCCCGAAAAAUGACUGUGAUUAUCCCCGGCAUGAACACGGACAACGAGAGAAUCAGCAUCCGCCCGAAAAACGAACACGAGACCCUGCUGACCCGGUUCCAGAACCGGAACCUCCAGAACCUGCUGGUUCUGCAGAACAAGGUGCCGGCCUGGAACGAGGAGACCCAGUCGUACGUGCUCAACUUCCACGGGCGCGUCACCCAGGCCUCCGUCAAGAACUUCCAGAUCGUCCCUGACCACGACUCCGAGUACAUCGUGCUGCAGUUUGGCCGGGUGGCGCCGGACGUCUUCACCAUGGACUAUCGCGCCCCCCUCUGCGCCCUGCAGGCCUUCGCCAUCUGCCUGUCCAGCUUCGACGGGAAACUCGCCUGCGAGUAGUCCCCGCCCCCUCCGACCCCACGACCUCAGUCAUGACCUCAUGACCUCUGACCCCACAACCUUUGAAUGACCCCACAACCUCUGACCCUGCGACCUCUGACCUAUGCUGACCUACUCUGAGUGGCUGGUUCCUCUCUGACCCACCCCUUCCCCUGUUGACGGGGCCUUGUCACCCUUGACCUCUGAUUCCUUGACUUUACCCUUUGACCUCUCACUACUCUGACCUCUGGCAUUUUUAAUGUCAUUCUUGACCUUUGACCUCCCCAUCUUAGCCUCUCGUCUCUUUGGGCCUAGCUCAUCCUUGACCUAUGACCCCUGACUUUCCUUGUGGCCCUCUGAUGUCAUCCUUGGCCUGCGGUCUAUUUGACCCUUGACCUCUGACCCUUCGUCCUGACCUUUCCCCUCUGGCCCUGAACCAUUUCACCUCUUUCGAAGACGUUGCCGUGACAGCUGCAGCUGGGGUCAGGAUCGGACAGCUGCAGCCGCCAUCUUGAUUGAUUCAGUGUCCCCCGCCCCCAAAGAAGGGGGGUCAGGGCUGUUCUGGGGGACCCCCCCCAAUCCACGGACUGUGAAGUGUCCCCACCCCCGAGAGUGUAACAGAUUCUUGAUCCAAA